UUUUGAAAAAAGAAAAGGAUAUUAACCAGAUUUUUAUUUAUUAUAUUUCUUCUUAUAUUUUGAUUUUAGACAUAAAGAAACAAGACAACAAAUUUUGUGGAAAUCACCUGAAAGAACAUGAUAGAUCAUCUGUUGUACCUGAUGAAGUAUUUAUGAGUAAAAGUUACCUAAAGAGUCGUAUGAAGAUACACGCUAGGGAGAAAUCAUACAUUUGUGUAGUAUGCAGAAAACAGUUUUCCAGUAAAAGUUACCUAAAAGUUCAUGAAAAGAUGCACACUGGGGAGAAACCAUAUGGUUGUGAAACAUGUGGAAAACAAUAUAGAAAAUGUUCUGACCUAAACAUUCAUCAAAGAAUGCACAGUGGGGUGAAACUGUACAGUUGUGUAGUAUGUGGCAAAGAAUUUAUAUGUAAAAAUUAUUUGAAGCAUCAUGAGAAUAUACACACCACAGAGAAACCAUACACUUGUGUUGUAUGUGGAAAAAAAUUUGGAAUGAAAAGUAAACUUAAAAUACAUGGGAGGAUGCAUACUCAAGAAAAGCCAUACAGUUGUGCUGUAUGUGGUAAAGAAUUUGUAUCUAAAAGUCACUUAAAGGAUCAUGAGAAAACACACACUGGAGAGAAACCAUACAGUUGUGCAGUAUGUGGCAAAGAAUUUAAAACUAAAAAUUACAUAAAGAGUCAUGAGAAGAUACACACUGGUGAGAAACCAUAUAGUUGUAUUGUAUGUGAAAAACAAUUUGGUACAAAAAGUAAUCUAAAUAUACAUCAAAGGAUACACACUGGGGAGAAACCAUACAGAUGUAUAGUAUGUUCCAAAGAAUUUACAAGUAAUAGUUACUUAAAGAGACAUGAGAAGAUGCAUACAGGGGAGAAACCAUACAGUUGUGUAGAAUGUGGAAAACAGUUUGGGACAAAAAGUAAUCUAAAUACACAUCAAAGGAUACACACUGCACAAAAAUCAUACAGUUAGUUACAUUGUGUUUGGCAAAGACUUUGCAAUCAAACAUUACCUGAGGAGUCACAAGGAGAUGCACACUUGGGAGAAACCAUAAACUUCUAUGAGAGAAAAAAACUUAUAGUUACUUAAAAGAGCUUUGAGAGGAUACCUACAUAGAUCAGAAUUAACAAUUAACCCAAUAAAUAAUAGUGUUGAAUCAGUGAUCAGUAGUUUUGAUUAAUCAGUUGUAUCUACUUCUAAAAAAUGAUCAUUGAUGCAUAUGAAGCUCUUAUUUCUACCUUUAUAUUAAUAUUUCAGUAUCUAGUUUGGCAAGUGGUAGCCAUUAAGAUGGACUGUAUUUUUAUCUAGUGGUUUUUAGAGGUUUAUAUUGUUUCUUAUUCAUUUAGUUAGCUCACAUUGGAAUAUUAGUUUGUGGUUUAAAUGCAUUAAUAAAAGUUAAACAGUAUACUCUGUAGAGCAUAAGAAAUAAGCAAAAUUAUUCUAUUAGUCUACUGUGAACUUAGGUCUCUCAGUGAACAUUAGAUUGAGUAACUGUGAAAUUUGUAGCAGACGAAAUAUAACAUUUUUGUUAACAUAACUGGA
Molecule: messenger RNA, 1541 nt
Organism: Limulus polyphemus (Atlantic horseshoe crab)
Lineage: Eukaryota; Metazoa; Arthropoda; Merostomata; Xiphosura; Limulidae
Product: gastrula zinc finger protein XlCGF7.1-like
Exons: 2
Coding region: 153-971 (272 amino acids)
Biological process (GO): negative regulation of transcription by RNA polymerase II; regulation of immune system process; regulation of cytokine production
Molecular function (GO): DNA-binding transcription repressor activity, RNA polymerase II-specific
Source: RefSeq, a predicted model, not a curated record